AUGGCCGCUGCCCGGAGGUUGGAGAUGCGAGGGAUGGCCGCUGCCCGGUCCUCUUCCGAUCCCAUCGCCCGAUCCUCUUCCUUCCCCGCAGUCUCCGAUCCGCCCGGCUUCACCAAAUCCACCCCUCCCCACGCAACAGCCACCGACCGUGUUCACCGCCCCCACCUCCCCGCCUGGCGUCCGUGUUGCUCGCCGCCCUGGAAGGGACGCGUCCACAAGAGGCAAGGCCGUGCCCCCGCCCGCCCCCGCGCAACCGCCGCGGCGCUCGACGUGUGGACGUCCGAGCCGGCGCCCGUGCAGGAGCGGCGCCGGAAGCUGCUCCAAAUGCUGGGGCUCGCCGGGGACCCCGCCCUGGCUCGCCUCGAGAUGGGCCGAUCGGUCUCCUACGACGACGGGCCUGUGCCCGUCCGCCCGACGCCGGCCUCGCCGCCCAUCUCCCGAUCUAGAUCAGACGGCGGCGCCGUGCCAGCCUUGGCGACCAAGCCGCCGCUGGGAGGGCGGUCGCCGGGCUCCUCCGAGGCCACGCCCGAAGGGGAGGAGGAGGAGGAGGCCGACCCGAGGUGUCUGAUCCGGAACCUCGACGACGGCAGCGAGUUCGUGGUCAAGGAGGGGUCUGAGCUCCGCGAGGUCGGCACGGGCCGGCAGCUCACCAUGAAGGAGUUCGUUGACCUCUGCGUCGGCCACUCGCCUAUCGUCCAGGAGCUCAUGCGGCGCGAGAACGUUGCGAGCUCCGGCUCGUCCACCCCCGUCCAGCGCUCCAAUUCCGACUCCAGCAACGGAGCGACGCGCCACCGGCGGCGGCGGCUGCAUAGCAGCUGGCUUCGGGGCAUCCAGAACGUCGCCGGCUCCGUGGUGGCCAGCUCCCGCGACUGCCGCAGCAGCGACGACAAGGACACGUGCUCGGAGAAAGGCGGGCGCCGGUCCAGCUCGGCCACAGACGACAGCCAGGACAGCGCUGGAGCCGUGCGCCACGGCCCGGUGCGCGUUAAGGUGAGGCAGUAUGGCAAGUCGUACAAGGAGUUCAGUGGCCUAUUCAUGAACCAGGAGAUUCAGGCUCACGAUGGCUCCAUCUGGAGCAUCAGGUUUAGUCCAGAUGGCCGGUACCUCGCGAGUGCUGGGGAAGACUGCGUGAUCCAUGUCUGGGAAGUGUCAGAGUUCGAUAGGAAACACGAGGAGAACGGAGCGUGCAAUCCUUUUGUUGCGAUGGUGUGCAACGGUUCGCCGGAGCCAACAUUAGCCGUGGCCAGCAGUGUGUAUGGGAGCAAUCGUGAGAAGAAGCGUUGGGCAAGGUUCUUGGAGGGCCGUAGGUCUGUGAGCUCAGACCGGCUAAUGCUGCCAGAGCAUGUGUUUGCGCUGUCAGAAAAACCGAUUCGGACCUUCAUGGGGCACUCAGAAGAUGUGCCUCAUGACCAAUUUAGUUUGCUGUGAAUUUGACGUGUGGGGUCCAAUUUAAU
Messenger RNA from Zea mays, 1454 nucleotides. RefSeq lists its product as uncharacterized. Lineage: Eukaryota; Viridiplantae; Streptophyta; Magnoliopsida; Poales; Poaceae. The record is from RefSeq and is a predicted model, not a curated record. Gene Ontology annotation, molecular function: protein binding. The transcript has a single exon. The coding region runs from base 1 to 1428 and encodes 475 amino acids.